Saitoella complicata NRRL Y-17804 is the source of this 2303-nucleotide messenger RNA. Its product is annotated as DUF1604-domain-containing protein. Gene Ontology annotation, biological process: mRNA processing. The transcript has 2 exons. NCBI's taxonomy places the organism in Eukaryota, Fungi, Ascomycota, Saitoellomycetes, Saitoellales, Saitoellaceae. The annotation marks the transcript as partial. The record is from RefSeq and is a predicted model, not a curated record. Gene Ontology annotation, molecular function: RNA binding. Gene Ontology annotation, cellular component: nucleus.
AAACACUCUACAUGCAGUUUCUCCAUCCUCAUGUACCAUCGCAAGCGACCGAGAUCACCUGAAGGCGGGUCUGCCAACCCGUAUAUCCAUUUUGGAACCCCAUUACCCCCAGAUCCUUCGACCAGGGACGACGGCAGUUACGUUCCUGUCUGGCAACAAGAAGCACGAGAUGAGCGAGGAAGGAAGAGGUUUCAUGGUGCUUUCACGGGAGGCUUUAGUGCCGGAUACUUCAAUACAGUCGGAUCAAAAGAAGGAUGGUCGCCGAGCACCUUCAAGAGUUCACGGACGGAGAGAGCCAAGACGACGCAACGCGUAGAAGAUUUCAUGGAUGAGGAAGAUUUAGCAGAUCUACGCGAGGCGCAAGAGGUUUCCACGAAAGAAUCGUUCAGCGGGAUUGGCACAGAAGCUGAACUUGCUUCGCGAGACUUGUUCGACGACAUCUUUGCGCCCAAGACGCAAUCCAUCGGGACGAAACUGCUGAAGAAAAUGGGUUGGCGUGAAGGUACGGGUAUUGGGCCGCGAGUAACGAAGGCAAGGGAGGAAGCUGCGGCGGGGAAGACCUUUGCGCCGAAGAACACCACUCUCAUCGCGUUCGACAAGAAGGUUGGAACACAAGGCUUAGGAUAUGCCGCAUCGCCUGGUCUUGUCGUGCCGCCUCCACCACCUCCCGUCAGGGAGACUUCGUCGAAACCUGAAAGGCAAAGUGGCUUUGGAGUCGGUGUACUUAAUGAGCUGGAUGGGGAAGAAGACGAAGACCCAUACACUAUCAUCCCGAAGACGAGAUAUGAUAGGGUGCUUGGUGGUGAAAAGAAGAAGGCUGCAGUACUCAAAGCCAGUGGAGCUGUGAGUGCUGCUGCAAGACAUGCGUUCAUCCCAAAGAGCAAGAAGGUAUCUACUGCCAACGCAACGUCAAGCCGGAGAUGCCAUGAUUCGCUGCCGCCUCUUCCAGGCUUUGUAUUGGUCGACACCCCAUUGAUGAACGAGAAGAUGUUCCCACCACCGUCAAUGCCAGAAGGAUGGGAACCCAAAUCAGUCGUACGAACCGCAAAUAUGCCUGCACUUCCGCUCUCGACAGCGGCUGCUGGGCAACAAUUGUCAGCAAGAGAUAGAGGAGCAUUGCUCGGUGAAGCCCCUCUUCCCGGCAAGAGUGUCUUCGACUUCCUAACGCCUGAAGCCCGUGCACGUCUGGUCAAUGUCACAGGCAAGACUGAUCUCCCCCAGGCUAUGUCAGAAAAACAAGCGUCAGCACUGCUCUGGACGCCUGGAAAUGCUGUCGCAAAACCGUCUGUUGAUGCCGAAACAGCAAUACAGGCACUGAAAGGCAACUUCAUGCCAUACGCGGAGGAUCUGGCAAAGCAGAGCAGGUACAGAGCAUGGCUGGAAUGGUGCGCGAAAAUGCGUCCGGAAAUUCCACCGGAUUGUGCGUUACGAGAAAUCGAUGAAUUCACUAGGGUCGCGAUUGUCUUCAGGCCUAUAUCAGGUAUGAUGGCAAAACGCUUUACGUCGUCUACUUCAUCUGCGCUAUCAGCAGAGACAUUGGAGAACAUCGAAGUCUUGCGGCAGGGAGGCCCAGUGGAGAAGAAGGUGGACACCGCGGAGGAAGCAGCUAAGGUUGGCAUGUACGGAAUGAUGACACGGAAAGUGGAAGAUUGGUACCCCAUGCGUCUGUUGUGCAAGCGUUUUGGUGUCAAGGACCCUCACCCAGGCGGUCCAAGCGCGGUUCCGCCUAAACAGGCGCCAGACCUGGUCGACAAGGCUUCUGUGGAUCGACUGUUGAUGGAUAUGCCUCGUCAACAACGGGAAGCUGUUGAGGAAAAGCAACGGAAAGACCAAGCACGAAGGCAAGCUGGAGCUGAGGAGAAGCGGAAAGCUGAGGAAGCCAGGGAACUGCCUUCUGACAGGAAUAAGGCACUGGAGGCAGAAAGACCCGCCAUCGAUGUCUUUGCUAGCAUCUUCGGAGAUGAUGACGACGAUGACUGAUGUAAAGUAACCGCUCUGCAGCUGGUAUAUUGAGUGUAUCAUCCUCCUCCCUUGACGAUUACUUUUUCCAGUGUUCAGAGCUCUCAUGCUUCUGCCUCCUCUUGCUUCAACGCGCUCUGACCCAUACGCAUCUUCUCACUCAUCACCUCCGUAAUCGCACGAAGGUUCGCACUCUUCUGCUGUACCACCUUCUCCAACUCCUUCAUAUUGGUCUCAAUGAAGUUACACUUCUCCUGGUAGAACUUGGUGGCAUCCGCGCUGGUCUUCUCGACGUAGUAUCCUGUGCCAACGUCGACAAUGACAGCAUCCGGCUCGGUGAGUUU